Messenger RNA from Ceratitis capitata (Mediterranean fruit fly), 2550 nucleotides. RefSeq names its product autophagy-related protein 101 (gene Atg101). Lineage: Eukaryota; Metazoa; Arthropoda; Insecta; Diptera; Tephritidae. The record is from RefSeq and is a predicted model, not a curated record. The transcript has a single exon. Gene Ontology annotation, biological process: autophagy; autophagosome assembly. Gene Ontology annotation, cellular component: phagophore assembly site. The coding region runs from base 572 to 1228 and encodes 218 amino acids.
UUUAAAAUAAAAAACCAAAAACAAAAACUAUGCAGAAAUAUUUAUAACAAUAAUUAAAGAAAUAUGUGUCCAGCAGUAAAUCGUAUCUAAACACAAAAGAAAAAAUAUUAAAAUCCCCAUCUACAAUGCAAAAUUACAUUCUGUAAUCAUAAAAUCAAAUAAGAAAACCGUUCUAUGAAAACGCAAACUUGUGCAAAGCAAAACAAUCAUCAAAAAGAAAAAUUCUGUAAAAAAGGCGAAUAAUAGCAACAAAAGAGAAAAAACAAACAUCGUGUUAAGAAAAAAGCAUUAACACAUUCUUGUAAAAUAAACAAAACACGUAUCAAUUAUUUAAACAUCAAUAACUGUACAAAUUUUAAAACACAUUCAACAGUUUGUUUAAGUUAAUGUAAACUCUUAUCUCUAGAAUACGUUAAGGAAAAACUUUACUUUUUAAAUAAGUUUUAAUUUGUGUUAUUUCCGUUGAUACGUGAUAUCAAAAAAUUUGUACUUGACCGCCUCAAAUUCAGUUGCCUGCGGGCACAACACUUCGCAAUAGUAAUUCGUAAGCGUGCGCCUUUUGCCAACGAAGAUGAAUGCGCGCUCGCAAGUUUUUGACCUCGCCAUCGAAGGCCGUCAAGUGGACGAGGCUGUUGCCAGCAUCUUUCAUACGGUGCUCUUCCAUCGCUGCCUAGGCAAAUACAUGUACACAGGCGAUGCUCAGUACUCCAUCGGCACAAUUGGUUAUACCGAUGUGGAUUGUGAUUUCAUUGACUUCACAUACGUUUGCUGCACGUCAGAGCUGCUGAUACGUAACGUUAAACGAGCCAUUAACAAUUUCAGCGAGCAGUUGCGCUCCAAUGAAAGCUGCGGCUCCGGUCAAAUAAGUUUGGAAUUCUUUCAGAAACGUAAAUCGCGUUGGCUAUUCCAGCAAGAAUGCAUCCCAUGGGAGGUGUGGACAGUUCAUUUGGAUCUCAUUAAACACGAAAGCGAAGACGAACGUCAACUCAGUCGAGAGAACGUUGCGGAUUUAUUAUCGGAAAAAGUGAUAUAUAUCACGGAGCUGAUGAAUCGAAUGGAUUAUGUGCCGAAGUCACCGGGUCAAAGUGAAUUAGAUACGGUUUUCGACACUUCAUAUCCUGAUGUACAGCCGUAUUUAUUCAAAUUCGAUUGUUCGACUGCGGGCUCACAGUCACCAUCGGUAACCAACACGGUUAGGAAAAUGUUCAAGGGAUCGCUUGCGUUGUGACGUGUAGUGCUCGCGAGUGAGCAUAGCCACCGCCAACAACAACAACAGCAACAGCAACAACAAGAAAAACAGCAACCGCAAACACAAACGCAAUUGCAGUCGCAACCGCAAUUACAGCAGUUGCGCGCUCUGCAGCAGCAGCAGCAGCAGCAAACACAACAGCAAGGAAUCGAGAUGGUACUACAGCAGCCAAGAUAUGCUAAAAGAGAUACGUUUGUUGUGUCCGGUGGAAAGUACUUUACUAAAGGUACAAGUAUUAUGAUUUCUCAAGUAAGUCGAGCGCAACGCAGCCGAGCAUUGAAUGACGACAAGAAGGAGCUAAACGCAGCACGCAAGUCCGCCUGUAUAGUAGGUGAUAAGAAUAGCGAACGCAAAUCACUUUUAGCUGUUGUGGGUGGUUUGAUUUUGCUAUUUUUAUGUCAACAUAAUCGUCUCGGCUCAUUUUAGGCGCACUUAACUAAUUAAUCAUGCCGAAAUACAAUUAAAUAGAUAGUCGCUACAUAAACUCCAAACCAAUUGUUCAUUAUUUACGACUAAAUUUAAUUUUUAACAAACAUACAUAAGUGUGUUACUACGCUGCACAAACUGUAACGAAAGCGUAGAAACCAAUACAAGGGAGUGGAGUGCUCAAAUUGUUUAAAAAAGCGUUACAGAAACAUUGAAAACAAAUUUCAAAAGUUAAAGUGCAAACUUUUCUACGGAAAUAAAAGUAAACUCUAAAAAUUAGUUGCAAAACUUUAAACAGUUAUUUUUUUUUGUAUGUGUGUAUGAAGAGAAAAAUAUUUAAGUGGUAUUGCGGAACUUACCUGAAUAUUAAUAUAGGUUAAAUUCGAUUGUUGUAUAAAAGUGUUAUAAUUUAUGUAUGUCCAACGCCGCCUCUGGAGUGCAAAUGAUUUAACUAAUUUCAGUAUAAGUCAGAAAAUGAACUGACUAAUUAGAGAAUAAACAUUAAAACGACUGAUUUUGCCUAAAAAUAAUUUGAUUUAAUGGUGUUUUUAAGCACGUUAAGUAGUAAGCAACGUCGAAAAAUAUAUUGAAAUAAUAAGUCGACAAAUUUUAUGAAGUGUCGUUGACAAUGAAAUUUGAGUACUGAAAAUUAAAAAAAAUAUAAGAAGUUUAAAAAAAAAAUUCCGUAGCAAAGAUAAUCAAUGUUUUAUUUUUAAAUUCAUUUUAUACCUUAACGUUGCUAACGCGCUCGCUUGACCGCUCUCUUGUUGGUUGGCUAACAGUUUGUGUAGCAUUGCCAAGAUGCUGUAAAAAUCCAAAAUUUAUAAAAACAACUCCUUGUAGGAGGUAAAUAAAAAACACUCAUGAUUGGAUUA